AUUACGCUUGUGUGUGUUGGUGGCAACAACACACGCUCAAGGCUGAGUUGUUGAGACUGCGUUCCAACCACGUUCGUGUAGAGAGGGGGGGGCACCUUCACGACGACGCAUCGGUCUUACUAGAUUCUAGAGUCUCGUUUGACUCGGACAGGUGUUUGUGAGUGUCUAGUUCAGUGAUUUUUACCACGCGUCUUCUUUUGAUUUUUUAAUUUACUGCUCAAUUGGAAUUUUCGCUUCUCUACAAUGGCCAGAUCUGGUAAGGUAGAGACGGUGAGCAUCUCGGACGGGGGAUCGUCAAGUCCCCCUAAUUGGUGCUUUUUCGGUUGGCUUCUGGCUCUGACUCAACUCUUGUUGCACGGCGCUCUUGGUCUGGUCCUCUUCUGGGUCAUCUACUAUCUUGAUGGGUUCGGAUGGCGCGACAAUCCCAAGCUACUAUUCAACUAUCAUCCAGUGCUCAUGGUCGGUGGAUUCGUCUACCUGUCUGGAAAUGCACUAUUGUCGUACCGUUCGUUUGGCUGCUGUCGUCACAUUUACAAGAAACUCUUUCAUACGGUGUUCCACAUUCUGGCAGUGCCGGCCAUCGUCAUGGGUUUCCUCACCGUGUGGGACUCGCGUAACCUGAGUGUUCCACCAAUCGCAAACUUUUGGAGCCUGCAUUCAUGGAUGGGUCUCACGACCAUGGGCCUAUUCGCCAUACAGGUAGUCAGAAUGUUGGUUGUCGGAUUCUUCAGCUUCUUGAUCCUAUUAUGCUGCGAGGCGAGGACCGCCGCUUUGAGGGCUGCCUUGGUUCCGGUACACGCCACAUUUGGACUCAUCACUUUCCUCAUGGCGAUCGCCACUUGCCUGACUGGGAUCACUGAAAAGGCCAUCAACAACCUGGGAGACUGGUAUACAGCAUUCCCACCUGAAGGAUUGGUUGUCAAUGUCUUGGGAGCUACAUUGAUGGGACUUGCGAUCCUAAUGCCGGUGCUGAUGCUUAUCCGAUGCCAACAGCGAGGGCCCUCGUCCAUCUCAUCUCAUUCUAGCGGCGAUCAAGACGAAGAAUCUGAGAGACUCUAAUGUGGUCUGCCCAAUCUCUCUCGUGUACACACACACAAAUUUGCAUGGCUUAUUACUAUUUUUCUCAUUCAAUCACAGAUUAGCGAAUACUGCUACUGUUUUCACAAAGGGACCGCCAUUUUUCAGUAACAAUUUCCUUUCUCUCUGAUAGAGUGUGUGUGGCUUGCAUGUUUGGGUGCAAAAACUUUCAUUAGAUAACUUGAAUUGUUAACAAUUAUCAUCCACACAAAACAGCAACUUCUUCAUAAUGUACAUAUUAUUCUAUCUAUCAACUUUUUUUUUACCUGUUAUUGUCAUCCAUUUUUACGAUUUAGAUACCGGUCAUCAUGCCACCCACCUAUUCGUUUGUCUCCCUUUUUUACAGUUGGAACGUUAUUUCUAUCUUUAUUCUACUCGUGAGAUGAGUCCUUGAAACAAAAAUUAAAUAAAAAACAAGUAAAAUUUGGCUGAUCUUAUGAGAUUAAAUACAAGCAAUUGUCAGACAGCCAA
Molecule: messenger RNA, 1548 nt
Organism: Daphnia magna
Lineage: Eukaryota; Metazoa; Arthropoda; Branchiopoda; Diplostraca; Daphniidae
Product: plasma membrane ascorbate-dependent reductase CYBRD1
Exons: 6
Coding region: 244-1059 (271 amino acids)
Molecular function (GO): oxidoreductase activity
Source: RefSeq, a predicted model, not a curated record